Messenger RNA from Bombus huntii, 2518 nucleotides. Its product is annotated as polyisoprenoid diphosphate/phosphate phosphohydrolase PLPP6. The record is from RefSeq and is a predicted model, not a curated record. NCBI's taxonomy places the organism in Eukaryota, Metazoa, Arthropoda, Insecta, Hymenoptera, Apidae. Gene Ontology annotation, molecular function: sphingosine-1-phosphate phosphatase activity. The transcript has 4 exons. The coding region runs from base 803 to 1441 and encodes 212 amino acids.
GUAAAGGAGUUUCAACUCCAUGUCGUUGCAUUCUGAAUCCAUUAUUUUUGUUCCAUCUGCCAUUGAUUGCAUAGAGGAUAUCGAGGUACGAUCCAAUGCAAUUUUCUUUUUUGGGAAACCUAGAUGGUACGAUUGGUUUAGUAUUUUAACUUUGUAGAACUUUAACGUAACAGGAAGUCAAAGUAAAAUUUUUACUCUGUUGCGAAGCAAAAUCAGAUGGGGCCAUUGUUGCCCUAUGGUGUGAACUACCUGCACGAACAUUUGUUAUGUGAUCCACUGUAUUCUUUUUUACUGAUUCUGGUGUAGAAGUCUUUUGUACCCUAAAAAUAUAUAAAAGAUUACUACUCGAGAAAAAGUAGUGUUUUGUGUUUACCUCCUAAGUCGUUUCAGUUUUGGUGUUUCCGCCUGAUCUUUCUGCAUUUUUUUAUUAGCGAUUCAGUUAAUUCAAUCCUUAUUCAGUUAAUCUAGAACUUUUAAUUGAUAGGACGUAUGUCGCGACAGUGCUGAUAAUCUCUUAUAUGCACAAAGCUUGAAGAAAUUUCAAGUUAAGGUUUUACGUCAUAUCGGAAAGUACAAUAAAGUCGCCAAAUUGUCAGUUUGAAAUUGUUCGAAUUUUUUCCAACGCUGGUGCUGCCAUCUUUGCAUAUCUAAUUCCUGAAAAUGUUCAGAAUGAAAUUCAGAAGUUCGUGGACAAAACGACUUCUAAUUCAGAAAUUCUGAAUCUGAGUCUGUGGUUUGACGAUAUCAGUGAUUUGUUAAUAAUUAUUUUAGAUCUACUUUUUUAAUCUGUAAUAUACGUACCAUGGAGAAGCAUCCUAAACGAGAAAUUCCAUCAAUGUUAAAUAAAAUACUAGACCGUGAUGUCCAGUUAACAAGAAGUGUUGUUAAAUGUGUAGAAAAUUUGCCACUAAUGAGAAAGUUAAGAAUGCAUUACAAGAUGUUAGAGAUAUCUUGCCAUGCAGUACCUUGGAUAACAUCGAUACUUGCAUUUAUUUGGAUUCUUAAUAAUAAAAAUUUGUAUCAAAUGCAAGUCAAUUUGUUAAUGGCUUUAAUAUUGGACAUUAUCAUUAUUGCCAUAUUGAAAGCGUAUAUAAGAAGAAGAAGACCAGCAGUUAACGACGAUCCUUUUUCACUAGGACCUGAUAAGUAUUCGUUCCCAUCGGGUCAUGCUUCUCGGUCGGUACUUAUUUUUUAUUUCUUUAAAUAUCUAUGGCCCGUGUCUGAUAUUUGUCUCCUAUCAAUAUCAAUAUGGAUCUUUGCUGUAAUUCUGUCUAGACUUUUAAUGAGAAGGCAUUAUAUUCUUGAUAUUUCUGCAGGAAUUUUUCUAGGUUAUAUCGAAGGAAUGCUUGUAAGCAUUUUAUAUUUAGAAUCUGAAACUUGUUCCAAUUUAAUAUAUUGGAUAACCGAUGAGAAACUAGAUGGUGCAGAAUAUGAUAUUUAAAAUUGAUUCACUUUUUUAAUAUAAUAUUAAGCAGUGAUAGAAGAUUAUGUCGAUCAUUGUUAUCUUUUAUAAUAUUUAUGUUAUGCGUUUGAUUAAUCAUUUGCAACAAAGAAAGAUAUUGAAAUAUAUGAUAUUUCUUUAUAUUCAUUUUUAAAUUAGAUAAGUUGAUACUGAAAAUACUAAAGUAAAGGUAAUUGUCAGAUAGAGUGCUCUUUUUGUUAUAUCGUUAUUAUCAAGACUGUUUAUGUAAGCACUGUUAAUUAUUUUUAUGAGAUAAGAUAUGAAAUGGUUCUUAAUUAUAUAAUGAUACAUGCUUUAAAUUAUGAAUUUAUGGAAGAUGUUUAUACCAAAUAAUGCAAUCAUAUUUAUAUACUUUUAUUUUCUUAUCACAUAAUAUAUUUUUAUCGACAACAAUUUCAGGUUCCACCUUGUCCUAGCAAUAUCGUAGAUUUUUACGAAUCUGAUAAUAGAAAAUACAAAGGUUGUAGAGCAUAAUCAAUAAAUAUAUUUUGUAAUAAACGUCUUUGUUCCAAUAAAUGUUGAACUCGACGAGAUUAAAAAGGAAUAAUAAAAGAUUCCUUUAGAGUUCAGUAUAUAAUGUAAAAAAAAGGGGAAUGAUAAGUUUAUUGUACAAAUCACGUAUCGCUACAUUUGUAAUAUAUGAAAAAUGUCUUGUACCAUUUUCAUCUACGUAUAAAAUUACAAGCCAGCCUAUAUGUAUGUAUAUAUGCAAUCUACACGUUAUGAACGUCAGUCGUGUACUACGAUAUUAAUCUGGUUUCCUACAAUAACUUACUAACAAUUUCAAUAUUAUCAUCGUUUCAGUCAAUUGAAACAUAUCGAUUAGAUAUUCAUUUUCAGCAUAGGUAUUCUGUUAUUAUACUGGUAUUCGAGUUCAAAUUAAAAACGCAUAAAGAUUUCCAAUAUUUUUUUCAAUAGAAUGCUAAACCUAAUUAGAGCUCGAAAAAGUGCGAAAAAUCAUCAGCAUUUAGAUUUUAUUUUUUUGGAGCUAUAACUUUUAUAAUUUCUCCUCAUGUUUCAAGUUAUUAGUCAUAGUAAACUAAGUAUUGAAAAGUU